Ipomoea triloba (trilobed morning glory) is the source of this 2193-nucleotide messenger RNA. Its product is annotated as rust resistance kinase Lr10-like. Gene Ontology annotation, biological process: protein phosphorylation. The record is from RefSeq and is a predicted model, not a curated record. The transcript is spliced from 6 exons. Gene Ontology annotation, molecular function: polysaccharide binding; protein kinase activity; ATP binding. The coding region runs from base 92 to 2083 and encodes 663 amino acids. Lineage: Eukaryota; Viridiplantae; Streptophyta; Magnoliopsida; Solanales; Convolvulaceae.
GAUAAGAUUAGAUAGGACAGACUCCUCGAUCACAAAAUAAUUGAGCAGAUACACUUGAUUGGAUCAAUAAUUCAUUUGUCUACAUACACAAAUGACCACCUCGUACUUGAUAAACUACCUUCUCCUUGUGAUCUUUGCCACCACCGUUUGUUAUGGACACGAGCACGAAGAUUGCGAGCCAAAAAGAUGCGAUCAGAAGGGCGGCCCAGACGUUCUGUUCCCGUUUAGAUUGAUAGGCAAACAGCCCGAUGAGUGCGGUUACAAUGGGUUUGAGCUUUCAUGCACUAAAACCGGCGAAACUGCAAUGAAACUCCCAUUCCCAGUAAACCCAUCAAUCAACCAAACCAACCUUCCAAUUCUCCUGUCUCCCUCAUCAGUGAAUUUGAUCAUCAAGAAAAUCGAUUACGAAUCUGAGACGAUGGAAAUAUCUAAGGUUGAUGGGUGCCACCCAGCGCUGCUUUCUAUAUUAGAUCCAUUAUCAUCUCCUUUUGGCCUGCCAGAAGGCAGCAGCAGCCUUGAGAUAAGCUUUUUCAGUUGCUCCUCCAGCAGGACUCAUCGGCUUAUGAUGCCGGUCUCAUGUCUCAACAAACCCGGCCACCAUGUGUAUGCUGUGGCCUCUCACGACCAAAUCUCCGAUAUUCUCCCGCUGCUAGUUUCUUGCACUAAAAUGUUUAGCGCUUUGGCAGUGGAUUCUUGGCUACAACCUGGUGGUAGUAUUGAGCUGAAUUGGAAAGCGCCUAGCUGUAAACAGUGUGGAGCAGUCGGAGGAGACGGGUAUUGCUGGCUGGAGAACACCACCAAUUCACAGCAACUCGAGUGCUCUGCAGAAAAAGGUUUACACGACAUCUGGUUGAGUAUAGAAGAUAUAAGGCGAGAUAUACCACAUCUGUGGCAGGACUACAAAGAAGACAUCUGCGAUAUCAUUGGUUACGUUGGGUUAAGAUUUUUAUUUGGAUUUAUGUUACUAAUCGCAUUAGUGGUGUAUAAACUACGGAGGCGACACUUAUCUGCAUAUGACACCAUUGAAGACUACCUAAGUGGUCCAAACAAUAAUCUGAUGCCAAUAAGGUACAGUUACUCCGACAUCAAGAAGAUGACAAAAGGUUUCAAGCACAAGUUGGGAGAAGGAGGCUUUGGAACUGUAUUCAAAGGAACACUUCGAAGUGGCCCUUUCAUUGCUGUAAAGAUGAUGGGAAAAUCCGGGGCUAUAGGCAAAGAAUUCAUCAGUGAAGUCGCCACUAUUGGCAGGAUUCAUCACACCAAUGUGGUGCGACUCAUCGGCUUCUGUGUCGAAGGCUCGAAACGCGCAUUGGUGUACGAAUUCAUGCCUAAUGGUUCGCUAGAUAAGUACAUAUUCCCGAAGAAAGAAUGUCUUUUCUUGAGCUACGAGAAAAUGUUCGAGAUUUCCCUGGGAGUUGCUCGCGGGAUUGAUUAUUUGCAUCGGGGUUGCGACAUGAGGAUACUGCAUUUCGAUAUCAAGCCUCAUAACAUUCUUCUGGACGAGGAUUUUAGCCCGAAAGUCUCGGAUUUUGGGCUUGCAAGGUUGUACCCUACGGAAGGGACUAUACCCUCGCUUACCGCAGUGAGAGGCACAAUGGGGUACAUGGCACCCGAACUAUUCUACAGAAACAUAGGCGCAAUUUCUCAUAAGGCCGAUGUUUAUAGCUUCGGGAUGCUGAUAAUGGAAAUGGCAGGGAGAAGGAAAAACUUCAACCCAUUAGCGGAGCAGAAAAGCCAAAUUUACUUCCCCACGUGGGUUUACGAGCAAUUGAAAGAUGAAAAGUGCAUCUUUGAGAUGGGAGGUGCGACUAGGGAAGAGAACAUGUUGGUAAAGAAGAUGAUAAUGGUGGCACUUUGGUGCAUUCAGAUGAAGCCAGAAGAGCGGCCUAGCAUGAACAAAGUUGUGGAGAUGCUUGAAGGGGAUGUGGAAAUGGUAGAGGUGCCACCCAAACCAUUUCUAUCUCAUGAUGAAUUGCCAGUUGAUGAGAACUCCAUCGCUGAAACUCCGAGCUUAGACUCAUCGCUCUUUUCAUCAUCAAAUCACCCCUUGUGGUCCUCUAGUCUAGAGUCACAUAAAAACUAAAGAAUAUAAUAAUAUGUAUUUGAGUUUCCAUUGGUGUUGUAAUACAUAAAAUUGAAGUUAGUUGCUUUAAAUAUCUGGAUUUGAUAUCAUGUGGACAAAAAUGUGUUGAU